AAUUGUCAGCUCCAACGGCUAUCCAUUACCCAAAGCAAGAUAAAUCCCAUGAGACACAAAAUCUGCAAUCAAUGUCACCCCCAAAAAAGCUCUCAGCGGCAAUGCUCACGGGUCCCUUCAAUUACUACUGCAAGCAUUUGACAUGGAGUUCAAUUGAAGCGCACAAAAGACAUCACCAGCAACUCCUCAAGUCACUCUCCUCAUUUACCUCUCUUCACAAACCCUCCAAACUCAAAGCAACUACACCAUGCAAUCCUCGUAUUCGAUUCUCGUAUUUUUCGUCGCUGCAUUUGCUACUAUUGGUCUCUGUGCAUCUGCGGUGAUAAGAAAGCGAAGGAUUCAGGCUGAGCAAUCCGGGAGUGAGACUGAACAAUCUGUGUCUAAAUGGCAAGAAAUCAAGAAGGUUCUGAAGAGUGCAUUGCGGUUGAAGGAUGAAAGUGAUGCGGCGGAGGCCGAGAGUGGAGAUAGAGAGGAGAGAGGAGAGAAGGUCGAGAAAGCUGCAGCGACGAACACGCCGUUGCUUUGGCAGAGGAGGAUACUGAUGGGGGAGAGAUGUGAGAUGCCAAAGUUUAGCGGGCUUAUUCUCUAUGAUGAGCGUGGUCGACCUCUGCAGAGUGGUAAUAAUUCAAACGGACAGGAAAAACCAGCAGCACCAGUGAUCACUCUCAAGGAUUUGAUGUAAUUAGGCGCUGAUUAUUUAUCUAUUUAAUUCAUUUCAUAUUGUAUCACUACUAUUGUAGAAGUCUAAAUAAUUUUUAAUUUUCUUUCCUUUUAUAUUUCCUUGUUCUCCUUAUUCUUCUGGAGUAGAAGUGAUAUGAUAAUUUUUGGGCUGAAUAAAGGUCGGUGCUGUGAUGAGAUUCUCAUCUUAUUCAGGCCGGUGUGCUCUCCAUAAUAAUAAGUGGCCCAAGAUAAAGUUGUUCUUAACCAGUUUUCAUUUUUAUUUUUUAAUCUUUUUAUUUUUU
Messenger RNA from Asparagus officinalis (garden asparagus), 962 nucleotides. RefSeq lists its product as uncharacterized. The record is from RefSeq and is a predicted model, not a curated record. NCBI's taxonomy places the organism in Eukaryota, Viridiplantae, Streptophyta, Magnoliopsida, Asparagales, Asparagaceae. The transcript has 2 exons. The coding region runs from base 248 to 682 and encodes 144 amino acids.